Molecule: messenger RNA, 456 nt
Organism: Penicillium canescens
Lineage: Eukaryota; Fungi; Ascomycota; Eurotiomycetes; Eurotiales; Aspergillaceae
Exons: 2
Coding region: 1-456 (151 amino acids)
Source: RefSeq, a predicted model, not a curated record
AUGAAGCUCACCGGCAAGAUGGAGAACGAGAGGAUUUACGUGACAAAAGUAAAGUACAAUGAGGUGGAUCUCAAUGCCUCCAACCCAGGGGUCACCGUAACAGUCGACGCGUCCGUCAGGUCAGAUGAGAAACGACUGAGCCUCGCAUACACCAGCCCAUUGCAGGCGGGCAAAGAGUGGGCAGAUGGAGUACUGGGGAGAAACGGCCCCCCGCAUGGCACGCCCGACUUGAUCUUCAAAUGUGCUGCGUUGGGGAAAUGGAAGAGUAGCAAGAAGGCCGAUCACCCCAACAUGCUCACCGUCACCUUGAGCAAGAAGAACCCAUGGACUGUGAGGGAAACGAGCCAAACGCUCCCAUGGUCGGCGUUUAAUACAUCUUCGCACUGGCAAGACUACAAGGGCCUCAUACUGAAGUUGGAUAUCGGUAUUGAGAUGGCAUCCUGGACUAUUUAUUGA